Molecule: messenger RNA, 1080 nt
Organism: Colletotrichum lupini
Lineage: Eukaryota; Fungi; Ascomycota; Sordariomycetes; Glomerellales; Glomerellaceae
Exons: 7
Coding region: 1-1080 (359 amino acids)
Source: RefSeq, a predicted model, not a curated record
AUGGGCCUCGAGGUACCUACUCCAAAGAGGUGGGUCAGGUUCGAGCGGAUUGAGUCCACUUUAGCGGUCUCCAACUUGGGUUUCAGGGUUUCUUUAGCGGGGUCGGCUCUUUUCCGCGCCGAGCUUUUUGCACGCAGUCUGUGGGGCUCUCCUGAUUACAUCAUCAAAUCCUGUUAUCGGCAAAUUCAAGAAUCGCACCUCACUGUCAAUGUUCCGUUUCCGCCAAAGCCCAGGAUGUCUGUGUCAGCAUUAAAAAUCAACCGCGCGGUGCUUCAGACAAAGCUCUCCAUCACCAACGAACCAUCCGUCGUCGGCUCCGACCUGAGCUCGUUAACGGGGAUGCGUCCCGUCUACUAUUCCAAAAGGCCAUCAAAGUGCAAAUACAAAGGCUCCCACCCGAUAUCCUAUUUUUCGGUGUGUCGCGGGUUCCUGCAUUGCAUCGGUGCGGCUCUGGUGUAUCCCAGCCUGGCUCCCGUCCAUUAUGUUUCUAUCCCGGCCGCAUCCCUGGGAGCCAUCACAACCUCAAAAGCAGCUUUGUGGCUGGAGUUGACCUGGAUAUCAUCAAACGUGUCUUUUCUAUAUAUGGAGUUGAAUCUGGUACCAAGCACCAACAUCGCGAAUGUCGCUGAUGACUUGCCUACAUCUCAGAGCUCUAUGCAAUCCAUUGGCCAAGUUACCGAACCAAUUAGCUCGUCAGAUGCUUUGACGCUCCUCGCCGAGACAACCAACGCGAACGCGCAUCGAACCAAAAAAUCUCGACAGGCCACUUGCAUUGGUGGUUCGCGUUUCUGGAUGUGCUGUCAAAACUACAAUCAGCAACCUCACAUCACCGAUUUGAGAUGCCAUGCCCACCAGCCCGUGCGGGUGGCGCGGGAACCAUUGGCUUACACUCUCCCGUCCCUGCUGCAACCACUUGUCGCCUCCUCCCGAAGUCUCCAGACUUCCCAUCCCGUUUCACGGUUCGUCGAGGCCUCAUUGUUUCUUGUUUCUUGUUGUGGCCAACACGCUGCCCUCGUCCAGUGGAGUGCUCCAUGCAGCCAGGAUACGAAAACAUCGCCAACUGGCAGGUCCCUCAAAUAA